AUGUCUCAAGCUUGUAUCCCCUGCAGGAAGCAGAAACGGAAAUGUGACAAGCUCUUCCCCGUGUGCUCCCUUUGCAAACGAUUGAACAAGUCUUGUUCAUAUCCAGUAAUUGACGCAGAAUCGCCCCGUCCCAUAUCUGUGCCCGAAUUAAGUGACCUGACGCCGUUGAAUAUUCGCUAUACCCUAGAAGCGCAAGUCUCGUCGAUUGUGGGCGAUGGACCCCAACUACAGGAGGCCAUCGCCGUAUACUUCCGAACCGUGCACGUCUGGCUACCAGUCGUGGCCGAAACCACAUUCUACUCUCGACUCUGGAAAUUCCGGACUCAACCUGCCCCGUCGGAGUUUAGCGUGCUGACCCUCUGCAUGUUCCUGGUGUGUGCGAUGCCUGUAGAUGGGACAGUGUCGGCUGAAACGCGAUCCCUGUAUGUUCUUGUGAAGGGCUUCGUCGCCACGCUGGAGGCCAUGGGCACGAACUCUUUGGACAUGCUACAGGCCCGACUACUCUUAACUGUCUUUGAAGUUGGGCAUGCAAUCUACCCGGCCGCCUAUAUCUCGGCAGGAGCUAACGUCCGGGCGGCGAUCGCUCUCGGGGCCAGUGCCGCCUCGUCCGAGGACCUGCAUGAAGUGUUUCUGGGUCCAGGAAAAGCAGAGGAGGCGCGACGGACCUGGCGAGGCAUUGUUAUCACGGAUAGGUAG
Molecule: messenger RNA, 696 nt
Organism: Aspergillus melleus
Lineage: Eukaryota; Fungi; Ascomycota; Eurotiomycetes; Eurotiales; Aspergillaceae
Product: Zn(II)2Cys6 transcription factor
Exons: 2
Coding region: 1-696 (231 amino acids)
Biological process (GO): regulation of DNA-templated transcription; DNA-templated transcription
Cellular component (GO): nucleus
Molecular function (GO): DNA-binding transcription factor activity, RNA polymerase II-specific; DNA binding; zinc ion binding
Source: RefSeq, a predicted model, not a curated record